Propithecus coquereli (Coquerel's sifaka) is the source of this 510-nucleotide messenger RNA. RefSeq names its product reactive oxygen species modulator 1 (gene ROMO1). The coding region runs from base 189 to 428 and encodes 79 amino acids. Gene Ontology annotation, cellular component: TIM23 mitochondrial import inner membrane translocase complex. The record is from RefSeq and is a predicted model, not a curated record. NCBI's taxonomy places the organism in Eukaryota, Metazoa, Chordata, Mammalia, Primates, Indriidae. Gene Ontology annotation, biological process: protein import into mitochondrial matrix; protein insertion into mitochondrial inner membrane. The transcript has 3 exons.
CGCCUCCAAGCGGCUCGUAGCAGCAUGGUCCUGCUGGCAGAGCCCACCAGCCGAAGUGGCUGCAGUCUUCAGCACCCAGGCUCCCGGAAGUACUGCCUCGCGCUCCGGAAGGGAUUCCUCGGCCGCGAGUGUCUCCUCCCCGCUUUCCGUGUGAGACGUAGAGCUGAGCGACCGAGGCCGCGAGCGAGAUGCCGGUGGCCGUGGGUCCCUACGGACAAUCUCAGCCAAGCUGCUUCGACCGCGUGAAGAUGGGCUUUGUGAUGGGUUGCGCCGUAGGCAUGGCGGCCGGGGCGCUCUUCGGCACCUUUUCCUGUCUCAGGAUCGGAAUGCGGGGUCGGGAGCUGAUGGGCGGCAUUGGGAAAACCAUGAUGCAGAGUGGCGGAACAUUUGGCACAUUCAUGGCCAUCGGGAUGGGCAUCCGGUGCUAACCAUGGCAGUGGUUGCCCACUACGUCUACACCUUCCCAUCAAUCCCAGCCCAUAUACUGUAAUAAAACAAAGUCUUUCAGUA